AUGCCACCUAAGCGUCCCGUCCCCUCCUACGCCGUCGCCGACGACCUCGAACGCAAGCCCAACGAGGACGAGCUCGGCGCCACCUCCUCCCCACCGCCCACCAAGCGCCCCAAGGCCUCGCCCAAGCCCAAGUCGAGCUACGGCGGCGAGCAGAAGGGCGCAUGGACCCCCGCCGAGCUCCUGCAGCUCUACCACCACGUCACGAUGCACGGCAAGACGCGCUGGGAGAGCGCCGUGCCCGGCCGGAGCGCACAGCAGGCGCGCGAGACUUGGGGUAGGCGGCUGGAUGGGAUCCUCACCAAGGCUAUCGCUGGGCUUGGGGGCAAGGCUGCAUAG
This is a messenger RNA of Vanrija pseudolonga, 336 nucleotides long. RefSeq lists its product as uncharacterized. The record is from RefSeq and is a predicted model, not a curated record. Lineage: Eukaryota; Fungi; Basidiomycota; Tremellomycetes; Trichosporonales; Trichosporonaceae. Bases 1 to 336 code for a protein of 111 amino acids. The transcript has 2 exons.